This is a messenger RNA of Nymphaea colorata (pocket water lily), 3682 nucleotides long. Its product is annotated as nuclear pore complex protein NUP98A. Gene Ontology annotation, biological process: post-transcriptional tethering of RNA polymerase II gene DNA at nuclear periphery; protein import into nucleus; RNA export from nucleus. Gene Ontology annotation, molecular function: structural constituent of nuclear pore. Gene Ontology annotation, cellular component: nuclear pore cytoplasmic filaments; nuclear pore. NCBI's taxonomy places the organism in Eukaryota, Viridiplantae, Streptophyta, Magnoliopsida, Nymphaeales, Nymphaeaceae. The record is from RefSeq and is a predicted model, not a curated record. Bases 215 to 3151 code for a protein of 978 amino acids. The transcript is spliced from 13 exons.
CUCUCUCAAAACCCCCAAGUUUAGUUGCCCUAGCUUGACUUGAAUUUCUGAGAGUUCCUAGAUUUUCUUAUUCUUCUCCAUUCCUCUUCCUCUCUUCUUGGGUUUUCCCUCCUCUACCCCGAUAAGAGAUCGGGACACGAGGUGGGGCAUUUGAUCCUGUUGUAAUAGGCGGUCAGUUUCUGGUUAAGCAAAGAUCCCGUUUUGUUCAGUCGAAAUGUUUGGCUCUUCUAACCCAUUUGGGCAGUCGUCCAGCAGCCCAUUCGGGAGCCCGUCUGUGUUCGGGCAAUCGAACAACGCGAACAGCAACCCUUUUGCUCCAAAGCCCUUCGGCAGUCCUACUCCCUUUGGCUCGACGAGCGGCUCGAUCUUCGGGAGCACAGCCACGGGCGUCUUUGGUGCUACACAGCCUUCUUCUUCGGCGCCGGCAUUUGGUGCUUCUUCCACGCCAGCAUUCGGCAGCUCCGCAUUUGGCACGACUUCGUCCACCCCAGCAUUUGGGUCAUCUUUGUUUGGGCAGAAACCUGCCUUUGGAGGAUUUGGAUCAUCUUCUAGUCAAAGCAGUCCAUUUGGUGGUGCAUUUCAACAAUCACAACCAGCAUUUGGCAGCAGCUUGUUUGGCUCACCAGCACCUUUUGGGGCAUCAAGUACACCGGGCUUUGGUGCUACAAGCACUCCAGCAUUUGGUGCUACAAGCGCUCCUGCAUUUGGUGCGACCACCACUCCAUCUUUUGGUGCUUCAAGCACUCCUGCCUUUGGCUCCGCAUCAACCAGCCCCUUUGGUAGCACAGGCAGCGCAUUUGGUAUUUCAAGUGCACCUGCUUUUGGUAGCUCUACUGCACCUGUAUUCGGUGCUUCCAGUACACCAGCGUUUGGUUCUGCAAGCACGCCUGCCUUUGGUUCUUCAAGUACACCUGCUUUUGGAGCUUCUUCAGCUCCGGCUUUUGGUGCAUCAACUACUUCUUUUGGUUUUGGCUCUACACCUGCCUUUGGUCAAUCAGCCUCUGCAUUUGGCAGUACUCCUUUUGGGUCCACUGCUUUUGGUGCUCAGAGUUCACCUUUUGGGACACAAACAGCAGCACCAGCAUUUGGAAGCCCAGGGUUUGGACAGCCAGCAUUUGGGAGCCAACAGGGAGGGAGCAGAGUAGCACCAUACUCAUCCACCCCUGAAGCGGAUGGAGGCAUUAGCAGCACCGGACAGGCUCCUGGAAAGCUGGAAUCGAUAUCUGCCAUGCCUGUGUAUAAGGAUAAAAGUCAUGAGGAGUUGAGAUGGGAGGAUUAUCAAAAGGGAGAUAAAGGGGGGCCAAAUCCUGCUGGCCAGUCAAGCUUUGGACAACCAACCCAGUCAAGUCCUUUCACUACAUCAGCAUUUGGCCAGACAGCAUCAAACCCUUUCUCUAGUACGACAGCCACAGGCUUAUUUGGUUCAAAACCAGCAGCGUUUGGUUCUGCAUUUGGUGCAUCGUCUGCUUCCUCCUUUAGUUCACCCUUUGGUUCAUCCUCUUCAAGUCCUUUUGGAGCUACAUCUUCAACGCCCUCUAUCUUUGGGGCAUCAUCAACACCUGCAUUUGGGGGUAGUUCUGCUUCCCCAUUUGGGGUGUCAAGUUCUCCUGCAUUUGGGUCAUCUUCUCCUUCACUUUUUAAUACCACAGCAGGAGCUUCAGCUCCGACAUUUGGUUCAACAUUUGGAAGUACUCAAUCAUCUGGGCUGUUCCAGUCUUCUUCUCCUUCAUUUGGCCAGCCUUCCAUCUUUGGCCAGACAUCUUCCUUUGGACAGAACAGUUCUGCUUUUGGCCAAACUAAUCCAUUCAGUACACCAUCAACUGGAUUUGGAACAAGUUUAUUUGCUGGCAGUUCAACACCAUCAACGGGAUUUGGUCAAACAACUCCAUCACUUGCAACUGGUUUUCAGCCUGCUGCUCAGUCAUCUGGGGCAUUCUCCUUUGGUAACUUUGGUCAGACACCGUCUGCUGCUUCAAGUGGUUUUGGAGGGAUAUCAAGUCCUUUUGGUCAGAAUGCCUUUGGACAAAUGCCUGCUCCUCAGAGUGCUGCAGUUAUACAACCGAGUCCUCCAGUAAACCCUUUUGGGACACUUCCUGCAAUGCCUCAGGUUUCUAUUGGUCGGCAGGGCACUGCUCCUUCAGUUCAAUAUGGAAUAUCAAGCAUGCCGGUUGUUGAUAAGCCCCCUACAGCUAGGUUGUCCCCUUUAUUGAUUUCAAGGCAUGUAUCUCAAAGAUCGAGGAUCAGUUUGCCAUCCAGGAAAUAUCAUCCUAAAAAGGAUGGUCAAAUGGUGCCAUUCUUCAGUGAUGAUGAAGAAAUUCCUACUACACCAAAGGCUGACGCACUUUUUAUUCCACGAGAAAAUCCCCGUGCGUUGAUCAUUAAUCCUUUAAAACAGCAGAACUCCAGUUCAUUACCAAAGCAAAGCCAUUUGCGUGACCAACCUGGUACCAAUGAAAAUGGAAAAAUAAUUGAUGAUGGAUCUGGACCUCCACCAUUAGAGGAUGAUUCUACAGAAUAUCGUGAAAAAGCUGCAGCUGAUGCAUCAAGACAUUUGAAAGGUUCUGAAAAACAGAAUGGGGUCCAUCACGAGCAGCAUCAUGAGGGGAAUGGGUACAUACCAAUAUCUGGUCAAAGAGCUGGUGAGGCUGCGAUUGCUUUUGAGUAUGGUGCUGGCAUUGAAGCCCUCAUGCCAAAGCUGCGUCAUUCUGACUACUAUACUGAGCCAAGUAUCCAAGAACUUGCAGCAAGGGAGAGAGCUGAACCAGGCAACUGCAAGCAUGUGGAGGAUUUUGUGGUUGGACGCCGUGGCUAUGGGAGCAUCAAGUUCUUUGGAGAGACAGAUGUUCGGAGGCUCGAUGUUGAGAGCAUUGUUCAGUUCAACAACCGUGAGGUGAUUGUGUAUAUGGAUGGAGUUAAGAAGCCUCCAGUUGGCCAAGGCCUUAACAAGCCCGGGGAGGUAACUCUGCUGAAUGUCCGAUGCAUGGACAAAAAAACGGGUGAAGUAGUGACGCAAGGCCCCCUUGUGGAGAAGUAUACAAAGUUGCUGAUGAAGAAAGCUCAGGACCAAGGCGCAGAGUUUGUAUCCUUUGAUGCUGUCAAGGGUGAAUGGAAGUUCAAGGUCGAACACUUCAGUCGGUAUGGUCUCAGCUAGCAAGAUGUCAUUUGGUGCACGUGCUGCAACCUGUUGGCAAUUCCUCAUCAUAUGAAGUAGAGAUAAUGGGUUGUAAUGUUCUUUGCUUCCGAAACGGAAGCAGCAUUGUCCAUAUACAUAUGCAUGAGUAGGAGUGGGUGUAUUUGUGCUUGGGUGAGAGGCAGUUCUUGCACAAAGCAAGCAGGCGAGGGUGGUGACAUGAUCUGAGCAUAAGGGUGAUUCAGGCCUUAGCCGUCGUCGAUUUGCAUCUCGUUGUCUUUGUGGCUUUUGCCUCUGUUUGUUCUAUAAGCUUUUAAAAUACAAGAGUGGGGGAGGUAGAAAGCAGUGCUUGUUCUCCCUUUUUUGUUUUUUUUCCUCCUUUUUGGGAGGUAAAUGAGUUCCUUUGAGAAGUCGCUGUACCUGUAGAAAAAUCAAGGGAAUCAUCAGCCGAACUCCUUGUAAGAGGCCACUGCUUCUUGUGUUUCUGUCCUGGUCUCUCUUCUGCGUCUAACCUGGCUCAACCUUCUCUAGUGCAUGAUUCAGUUCUGAUUA